CUGCUCAGAUCCCGUCGCGCUUUCUCCCCUUCUCGGUGACCUCAACUCCUUUAAACCGACCCCACCCCUCAUAAGUCGAGUACCGCCCCUGUAGGGGGGAGGGGAAGAAGAGGAAAUUUCAAACGCGGGUUGAGUCUUGUGGGCACCCGUAGUGGGAAACCGUGGCCCGCUGGUCCCUGGGUUGAAGGGAGUGUCCGCGCUCAAAGGAGUUUUGGGUGGACCGCGCGGCUGGCCGGGUCCGACUUGCGCCGCUUGGAGAACGCGAGAGUGAGUUGUACCCUUGACGACGCGCGGAGCGGCUGGCGCAGUCAUGGCCGACUACUGGAAGUCUCAACCAAAGAAAUUCUGUGAUUACUGCAAGUGCUGGAUAGCAGACAAUAGGCCUAGUGUUGAAUUUCAUGAAAGGGGAAAGAAUCAUAAGGAAAAUGUGGCAAAGAGGAUCAGUGAGAUUAAACAGAAAAGCCUGGACAAGGCAAAAGAAGAAGAAAAGGCAUCAAAGGAGUUUGCUGCAAUGGAAGCAGCUGCCCUGAAAGCAUAUCAAGAGGAUUUGAAAAGGCUUGGCUUAGAGUCAGAAAUUUCAGAGGCAAGCAUGUCACUAGUACCCAGCAUUACUCCACCUCCCUCGGCAUCAAAUCAACAGAAAGAAAAGAAGAAAAAGAAGAAGAAAAAAGAUUCUUCAAAGGGUAGAUGGGUAGAAGGCAUAACCUCUGAGGGUUACCAUUAUUAUUACGAUCUUAUCACAGGAGCAUCUCAGUGGGAGAAACCUGAAGGAUUUCAAGGAAACUUAAAAAAGACGAAGGCCAUUUGGGUAGAAGGUUUAAGUGAAGAUGGUUAUAACUAUUAUUAUAAUACAGAAACAGGAGAAUCCAAAUGGGAAAAACCUGAUGAUUUCAUUCCACAUACUGGCAAUAUGCUUUCUAAUAAGGCCGAUGAAAAGUCACUUGGCACCCUAGAAGAAUCUGAAUCAUCAGAUAGUGAAUCUGAUAGAGAACAAAAGGAAGCAAAAGGAGAAGUCUCUACAGAAACAAAACAGCCAAAAAUAAAUUUUAAGGAAAAAAAUAAAAAUAGCAAUGAAGGAACUGUCCCAAAAAUACAGAAAGAAAAAAGUGUCCAAAAACAGAAUUCAUCAGGUCUAAAUGAAGAAAAAUCCAAAACUUUGAAAAAAUCAAACCCAUAUGGAGAAUGGCAAGAAAUUAAGCAAGAAAUUGAGAAUGACAAGGAGGUAGAUUUGGACCUUCCAAGCACUGAAAAUGAAUAUGUAUCAACUUCUGAGGCUGAUGCUGUGGAACCCAAAGUGGUAUUUAAGGAAAAAACAGUUACUUCUCUUGGAGUUGUGGCAGAUGGAUUGGCGCCAGUCUUCAAAAAGAGAAAAAUGGAAAAUGGAAAAUCCAGAAAUUUAAGACAACGAGGUGAUGAUCAGUGAUUGCAAAAGAUCUUUUUAUACAUGAAUUUUGACAAUAAUGGAGACUUACACAUCCUAAAGCUUCUCUGCCUUUGUUACUGAGUACUUUGAUGAUGGAAAUUUAGAUUUAUUCUAAAUGUGUUUUAUGUGAAUUAAAUCUUUUUCACGUGAAAUUUAUUUUUAUUCCUAAAAUGGAAGCCUACCACAUUGCAUUGUAAUACAGUGUAUUAUGUUCAUUGUCUAAAAAUUGCUAAUUAUGUCAUAAUUUAAGAUGCUAUGUGUCUGUUAUUUAAAAUACAGAAAAAUAAGACCUUUAUUCCAUUCUUACUUAUGUGAACAUUUUUAUCCUAUAUUGAAAAUGCAUUAGUUUAGCAUACUGUUAUUAAAAAAAUAAGAAUCAGACCACAUAAGAGAAGAUUCACAGCCUAGUGACAAUGUGGUUCUGAGGAUCCUAGCCAAAGGUUGAUGUAAAUGGAUGUAUAUUGGUUUAUCUUACUCAAUUUAAGAUCAAAGGCCAGAAUCAGGAGCAGCUCAGGUACUUCAAAUGUAGAGCAUAAAAUGGAGCAAAAACUGGACCAAAGGUAAAAAUGGGUAUUUUGCCUAUGUUCAGUUUAAAACAACAAAUGCUACAUAAGCAUUUUAACUUUGAGCCAACCAUUGUACUAAAAACCGCGAUGUAAAAAAGAAACAUGUCCUUAUUCUUCAGGAGUUCACAUUCCAACUUGGUCCUUUUUCCCCAGUCAUGUACUUUUCUUUAACAGCCUUAUAUGUGCUGGGAAAGAUUUUUUAAGGCUUAUUUAAAGAUAUGUAGCUAAAGGCUUGAACUAAAAUACUAAGGUCUCUGACUUCAGCAGAUGUUUUUAGUAUUCAGUUAGACAUACUAGAAAUUUCUCAUUUUCUGGUUAGAGUUCUUAAAAAGUAGAAUUUUCUUAAUCUAUUUGAAGUAGGUUCCUCCCAUUAUUUUACAAAUUUAUUGUAAAAUUGUAUUUUUCAUAGAUUGUACAGUAUUUAACUUUUGGUAGCAAAUAUUUGUCUUUUUACUAGUACUAGUGUACAUAUAAGAACAAUAGCUUAUUAAAGACUUCAUAAAGUAAA
Heterocephalus glaber (naked mole-rat) is the source of this 2497-nucleotide messenger RNA. RefSeq names its product WW domain binding protein 4 (gene Wbp4). Lineage: Eukaryota; Metazoa; Chordata; Mammalia; Rodentia; Bathyergidae. Gene Ontology annotation, molecular function: zinc ion binding; protein binding; RNA binding. Gene Ontology annotation, cellular component: precatalytic spliceosome; nucleus. Gene Ontology annotation, biological process: mRNA splicing, via spliceosome. The record is from RefSeq and is a predicted model, not a curated record.